Molecule: messenger RNA, 2017 nt
Organism: Brassica rapa (field mustard)
Lineage: Eukaryota; Viridiplantae; Streptophyta; Magnoliopsida; Brassicales; Brassicaceae
Source: RefSeq, a predicted model, not a curated record
CUUCACACCACGAGAGCUUGUCGUCUUCUUUUCCACAAUAGAGGCAUGACCUGUUCGUCGCCGCGUCAUCUCCGCACCGGAGCUCAGAUCUGCUGGCCGUCAUGUCAUCCUCUCCACAACAGAGCUUGGACAUGCUCGCCGUCACAUUGCCCUCUCCACACUGGAGCUCUCAGAUCUUCUCAUUAUCUCUCCCAUCCACAAAAUCUCAGAAAUUCGAUCCAAUUGGAAAAUUACAACAUAAACAAAAAAAAACAAAAAAAGUUAGGGAUUUCAAAAACUCUUUAAAGUAAAAAAGAGUUAAAGAAUUCAAAAUAUAAACUUCUGUUGUCGAUCUGCGAUGAAGAAGGUUGACUAUUGAGGUUCUCUUUCUUCUUCGACUUCGAUUUCGCCAUGGUUUCUCGAAGCUGAACGAGGUUCGGGGAUAGAUGAUGAAAAGGGAUCAUUGCAAUUAGAUUUUGAGAAACUAUGAAAGUGAUUUCAAUUUUUUGUCUCAAAAUAUGAAAGAUAAUGGAUGAAUUGUAUUUUACUAUGUUUCUUUAAUUGAGAUGUGUGUUCAAUUGGACAGAUUAUUGUUUUAUUUAAAAAAAAUUUAGUUACGAAAGAAAAAAUGUUAAGAAGAAACAAUAUUGGAGGUAUAAGAGACAAUCACGAGAGAGAAAGUGUACCUCCAGCAACAUGUGUUUGAUUGUGUAAAUUGAAAGUGGAAAUGUAUCUUAAAGCUUAAAAAUUUCUUAUUUUUCCCAACUCAUGCAGUGUCAUGUUACCAUAACUUAUCUCAUCAGUGGAUCCGCGCGACGUUACCCUACUUCUCCUACAAUUCCAGCACACGAUAGAAUAAAAAACAUUGCCACAAAUGGUCUAUGCCACGUAUGUAUUUAAGUGGGUCCCACAGUUAUCGAGGAUAAAUAAAUAAAACAAAACUAGUUCUCUUCAAUCUAACUCCUCAAUAUAUAUAACAAAAUCCACACAUUAAAGUUUGCCUCACAGAUAUCUUCCUCUCUACUUUUUCGCCACCAUCUCUCCCUCUCCUUACCUCUCUCUCUCUCUCUAAAGCUGUGUAAGAUUCAGACUAUGUUUGGAAAAAACUGGACUCAAGUGGCUAUGUCUGACGACUCGUUGGUGGCCGACGCGCUGCUCCUGCUCCGCCACUCGGAACCAACACCACCGCCGAAGAAAGCCGAAGCAUCUCCCAUCAAGUUGAAAUGGAGCGUGCGUCAACGGAGAUCGAAGAAAGGAGACCAAACGCGAGCCAGCCCCACAACUCCUCUUUCCUUGAGCGGGGCCACGUCUCUUAGCGGUGGUUCGACCACCGUAGAAGGCCUUGGAGAGUCCAGCGCCACCGUCAAACCCUCUGAGACCUUUAGAUCUAAGGUUUUUCAAACGAGUGCAAUAACAACAACUCUGUUCAAAAGAUCAAGGAAGAAAAAGACUCUGGCGGAGCUAAAAGAUGAGGAAGUCAUGCUCUUGAAGGAAAGCAGAGGCCUGAAAAAUGAAUUAGCAAGUAUGCGCGAGUUGGUCGAGCAACAAAGAGCAAGAAACAAUGCUCUAAAGAAGAUGAAGGCUGAGUCACAAUCUGCCUUGUCCUGCAAACGCGAACAAGGCUCCUCCUUCUUGCUCCCUGACCUAAACAUGCCACUAGAUACCGACACGAGCCCAUGAGCAUAUUAUUCUUUAGUUUUUCCCAUCACACUCAAACCACUAUACCUCCUACCCACAAAUAUGUUUUUUAACUGUAACUAUAUGAGUAUGAACAAUGUAGAUUACUGUUAACCCUUUUGGCCAUUUCCCGUGGCCGCUGUAGAAUAUUGGCCUCAAGGUGAGGUCAUUCGAGUUUAUGUUUCUCGAUAUAUCCUCUUCUCUAGGCAGUAGUAUGAUUUUUUGCUCUGUCAUUUUCCCAUUUUCACAGGAUGAGAUGUAAUCACCAUCAUAGAUACACUUCUAUCUUUCUUACUGUCUUUAGUAAUAUGUAUUGCAAGAUCACAUGGUCCUUUCUAUCAAUAUAACACGUUCCAAAACU